Molecule: messenger RNA, 776 nt
Organism: Lagopus muta (rock ptarmigan)
Lineage: Eukaryota; Metazoa; Chordata; Aves; Galliformes; Phasianidae
Gene: CZIB
Product: CXXC motif containing zinc binding protein
Exons: 8
Coding region: 129-611 (160 amino acids)
Molecular function (GO): zinc ion binding
Source: RefSeq, a predicted model, not a curated record
CCGCUCAGGGCGGUGUCAGGUCGCGCCGCCGGGCGCCAUCUUGGCUGUGGGCAGCUCGGCUUCAAGUCGGCAGAAAGCGGCGACCGCCAUCGUAACUGAGGGCAAAAGCGCACGGCCGGGAGGGUGCCAUGGGGAGGAUCGGGCUGCAGCUGCGAGCUACCCUGGAGAACAUCACCCGGCUGCGGGCCGAGGGGGAGGACUUCCGCUGGUACCUCAAGCUGAAAUGCGGGAACUGUGGUGAGGUCUCUGAAAAAUGGCAGUACCUCCGGUUGAUGGACAGUGCUCCCCUGAAAGGAGGCAGAGGAAGUGCCACUAUGGUGCAGAAAUGCAAGCUGUGCUCCAGAGAGAACUCCAUUGAUAUUUUAAGUCAGACAAUCAAACCAUAUAAUGCUGAAGACAGUGAGAAAUUCAAGACAAUAGUGGAGUUUGAAUGCCGAGGUUUGGAACCAGUUGACUUUCAGCCACAGGCAGGAUUUGCUGCUGAAGGUGCAGAGUCUGGCACACCUUUCAAUGACAUAAACUUGUUAGAAAAGGAUUGGAAUGACUAUGAUGAAAAAACAAAGGAAUCUGUUGGAAUCUAUGAAGUUACCCAUAAAUUUGUUAAAUGCUGAUGUUCACACUGCUGACAAACCUUGGCAAGCUUAUUGAUGAGGGAGCUGAAAACAUCAGAGAGCUUCGUGGCGUUAUUGUUCACGUGUCUGAACUUCACAAAUAGAAACCUAAGUAAAUUGUAUUUACUGUCUGUGGAACAGCUAAUAAAUGAUUCUUCACAGAGA